Molecule: messenger RNA, 994 nt
Organism: Osmia bicornis bicornis
Lineage: Eukaryota; Metazoa; Arthropoda; Insecta; Hymenoptera; Megachilidae
Gene: CIA30
Product: complex I intermediate-associated protein 30, mitochondrial
Exons: 2
Coding region: 1-885 (294 amino acids)
Biological process (GO): mitochondrial electron transport, NADH to ubiquinone; mitochondrial respiratory chain complex I assembly
Cellular component (GO): mitochondrion
Source: RefSeq, a predicted model, not a curated record
AUGUUCCGUCAAUUAAAUCCAUCCUUUAGAACUUUUGUAAUUAACAAAAGAAGAUUUCAUACAAACAACUGUUUAUUCGAUUUUUAUGAAAAACCGCGAGGAGGUUAUCCAUUAAUAUACGAUGAACCGCCAGUAACACAAAACUUAAGUUUUCUUGAAAAAUUAAAACUGGGAUAUCAUGAAUUUAAAAAGGAAUGUAAAUUAUUUGGGAAAGAGGUACGCGAUAAAUUACACCUACAUCCUACUCUAGUUAUACCAAACGAAGAAGAAAUUGUACUUAAAUUUGAUGGAACUGUGGAAUCAUUGAAGAAAUGGGUUGUGACCUGUGACAGUGAUUAUAAAGAGGGUUUUUCAACUGCCAAAUUAGAAUUAUCACCUUUUGGCACUGGAGUAUUCCAUGGUACAUUAAAUACCACUGUACCUAAAGAUGGUAAAACUAAGAGGGCUGGUUUUUGUAAUAUAACUACAAUUCCAAAACGAAAGUCUUUUAAACGAAAAGAUUAUUAUAACUGGCAUCGUUAUAGUCAUCUUACUUUACGAGUCAGAGGAGAUGGUAGAUGUUAUAUGAUAAACUUAUUACAAAAGGGAUAUUUUGAUAUAACAUGGUUUCAUACCUAUAGUUACCUGAUGUAUACAAGAGGUGGCCCUUAUUGGCAAGAUAUUAAAAUCCCUUUUUCCAAAUUUGUGUUCCAAGAAAAAGGAACAAUUCAGGAUCGGCAAUAUGAAAUGCCAGAUUCAUUUAUUACAAAUAUAGGAAUUACACUGGCAGACAAAAAACCAGGACCUUUUAGAUUAGAAAUUGAUCAUAUAGGAGUAUAUUGGAAUCCGCUUAAUUUUGAAAGUUGUGCUUAUGAAUUGAAUGACAUGAGUAAACCUACUGAAUAACUUUAUUUAAUUAAAUAACUAGAAAACAUACAUUAUUACUAAUUUUAUUCCUGUAUGUAUAUUUAAAUUAUAUCAUAUUGUACAGUAAUAAAUUUACAAAUAAUGGCAA